UAUUAAUGACUAGCUAAACAAAUCAUGACUAGUCAAGUAGAUUAAUUAAAAGGAGAAUAUUUACAUUAAUACAAAGGAAAUUAAAAUUAAAUUAUGAUUAAUUUCAUUAAAAAUACUAUAAAUAACAUAAUGUUGGACUAGGACAAUGUAAAAUGGGUUUAAUGAUUUAAACACAAAUAUUAAAUAUAAAAAUAAGGAUGAAAGCAAGCGGAUCCAUAAAAUUAAUCUCAAAUUAUGAGGAUAUAAUAAUAAUUAAAAUAAAAGAAAAAUACCUCAAAACCAUUAUAUAAUAAAUAUUUAAUCUCAUUAAAUAUCUAUUAAACGAUGUUGGAGAGUUAAAGCGGCGUCACGAAAUGAUCCUACCUUUAUUUGCGGCAAUAAUACUCAACCCCCCUCGUCCAACAAUCCGCCCAUGCCAUGAACCUGGACGCUUCUCCGUCCAAAUCCAUCUCCCGGGCUAAUAUUACAUGUUUUACAAGCCUAUAUGUGAUCAGAGAAGAAGAGUAAUAUGUAAGCUGUCCUAUUUGCUGGAGAGAGAGAGAGAGAGAGAGAUAGAGAGAGAGAGAAUGGAGGGAGGAAUCAGAAGAGGAGGAGAGAAAAGAGAUUCUUUUCAUGUCAUUCAUAAAGUUCCAGUUGGAGAUAGCCCUUAUGUUCGUGCAAAGCAUCUUCAGCUAGUAGACAAGGAUCUAGAUGCUUCCAUUGUAUGGUUUUGGAAAGCGAUCAACAAUGGCGAUAGAGUCGACAGUGCCCUCAAGGACAUGGCAUUAGUGAUGAAGCAGCAAAAUCGACCCGAAGAAGCCAUUGAAGCCAUCAAAUCAUUCAGACACUUAUGCUCCAAGCAAGCUCAAGAGUCCCUUGACAAUGUCCUUAUUGACCUCUACAAGAAAUGUGGGAUGAUAGAAGAACAAAUUGCAUUGCUGAAGAAGAAGCUAAAGUUGAUAUUCACUGGAGAGGCCUUCAAUGGAAAGACUACUAAAACCGCACGCUCUCAUGGCAAGAAGUUUCAGGUCUCAAUCACCCAAGAGACUUCUCGUGUGCUGGGAAACUUGGGGUGGGCAUACAUGCAACAGGGAAAGUACAGGGCAUCAGAAGCAGUCUAUCUUAAGGCACAAAUGAUCGACGCCGAUGCGAACAAAGCCUGCAACCUCAGCCUCUGCCUCAUCAAACAGGGCCGAUUCGAGGAAGCUCGGAAUGUUCUCAUGGAUGUCCUAAGUGGAAGGCUACCGGUAACAUCGACAGAUACUAAGAUUAUAAGAAGAGCAGCAGAGCUGCUCCAGGAAACAGAAUUACAGCCACAGCCCUGUAAUCAGAGCACAGGAAAGAACAUGGAGGAGGAAGUGAUUGAGAGGAUUAGUAUCCUGCUAAAUGAGUGGGCUUCAUUGGAAUCUAUCUUUGAUCACAGUACUAUAUUUGAGGAGAUAAGCCACCAAAGCGAUGGGAUUGCAUGUUAGGUGCCUUUUUUUUAGGCUAAGUUGUUGUUGUGUUGUAAGUUUACAUGUACAUAGGAAGUUGUUCAUCAGAUAGUUCUGAUGCCUUGUAUGUUUUUAAUAAGGAUUGCUGCUAUGUGAAGCAGAAGUUUGCUAAUAUGUAUGUGGAAACUUAAAUUUACAUAGUUGAAUGGAAAGUUUGUAAUAUAUUUGGGAGUUAAUUAUGGUUAAAUA
Dendrobium catenatum is the source of this 1661-nucleotide messenger RNA. Its product is annotated as protein SULFUR DEFICIENCY-INDUCED 1. Lineage: Eukaryota; Viridiplantae; Streptophyta; Magnoliopsida; Asparagales; Orchidaceae. The record is from RefSeq and is a predicted model, not a curated record. Bases 468 to 1451 code for a protein of 327 amino acids. Gene Ontology annotation, molecular function: protein binding. The transcript has 4 exons.